AUGCUCAGAGACUCAAUUCAGUCGAGCAACAAAUAUUUUAAAGUGCUCUACGGACCUUUGGAUCACAUUUUCUACAUAACAUUACAUAACAGACCUUAUAAAUACCUUGUGCUAUAUGAUGAAUGUUACCGGCAAGUCAAAAAGAUAGAUGUUACAAACGUUUCCUGCUUCCAGAGCAAGUGUGUUAACUCGGAGUCAACAUACGAGUUUAGAAACAGGAAAAAAACCGUUUCAACAACAAAACAUGUUCUGGAGAUAUAUUUUGGGACUACGAAUAGAAACCCUCUCGUCUUUACGACACUUUCAUUUGAUGAAUCUAAGCUUUUAUCAACAGAAAUUGAAAAUGUGUUUGGAGUUCGAGUUUAUACGUACGGCAGUCUGAACACAGCUUUUAGAAAAGCACUUAAACAAUCUAAUGAGAAAGAAGAUGGUAUAGAAGACCAUAACUAUGAUGAUAGUAUGCAUAAAUAUAAGCUUCAGAAGUAUGUGCUUUUAAUUUUAUUAUUCUAUAGGCAUGCGCACGAAAUGAAGAAUUUGUACGAUUUGGCACAAAUUGAACAGGAAGAACAAAGUGAGCCUUUGGCUGAGUUUUCAGGCAAAUACCCAGUAGUCAUUGAAGGAGAUAUGGAAAGUGGCAGCUUUGUAUCAUACAGAGAUAUUAAAACAAAACAUGGGUUAUCCAACUCAGUAUACAAAGUCGAGUGGUACCUGUCGACUGCAUUCGGGAGUCCUGAUCAGUUCUUCCAAAUACCGUCCGAGACUUCAGAUACCUUUUAUCUCUCAGAAUACAUGAUCGGCCAUUACGUCAUGGUGAAGGUUUAUAGAGCGCUGAAGUAUUCUGAAAAUAGGUCGUUUGUGUUCUCAGUUUCACAAAAAGGACCCAUUUGUCCAAAUACACAGCUAUGUCAUAACAUACUAAUCAACUCAUCGAGGAGGUCUGACUUUCAUGACGUGUUAAUUUCAACUCUUGACCUUGAUGUGCUGUUCGCCGUCGUCGACAAAUCUAGUAAAUUCGGUGCAUACAAACCAUUUAACAACCCAAAUGUAGUUAAAAAUUACCCUCAAUUUCAAAAGGCCGUGACAUUUACAGAAGAUAAUAUACUAGUUAAUGAGCCAGAUUCUGAUGAUAAUAAGGUUGAAAACCCCAAACACUCCAAUUCUGCAGAAGUUGUGACUGUUGAAAAGAAUGAAGACCCACUUCAUACAAAUUCUGAAGAAAAGGUAGAAAACGUUCAAUCUGACACCAGUAAUGAGUUGGAGGAUGAAAGUUAUAUAAAUAAUAUCUCGGAUGAUCUGUUUGAGGAUGAAAAUGAUAAAUCUAAAAUACCUAGAGGGAAUUAUAUCAAGUUAAAAGUACCCUCAAGGGAGAUUAAAAUGGAGGAUAUAGCCAAUGAUAAUGAAGUUGAGGAUAACCAAGUACAAAUGUCACCAGAACACUUGCGUGAUAAUAAGGAGAGCCUAAAGUUUCUGUAUGGAAUGUCGAGCUCACAAUUUGAUAAAUCAAACGAAUCAACAACAGUUUCUGACUUAUCAGAAGACGAGAAGAAGUUGAGUUAUGCGAAUGAAUACAAUGAAAAGCCUAAGAAAAAGAGGUUCUCAGUUUUUAAUUUAUUCAAAUCAAAUAAAGCACCUCACAAUCCUAAAAAACCUAAUGAUAAACACCCUAAACAAUUCGAUGGGAAACAGAAGGUUCCAGACCAAAGACAGAUCAUUAAUAAAAAGUCUGGAAAGGUAAUACCUAAUCAGAAAAAAGUAAAAGAUCAAAUCAAAUCUGAUAAAAAAGUUUAUAAAGGAAAUCAGGAAAUCGAAAAAGGUGACAAACGGGAGGACAAACCAGUAGAAAAUCAACCUAACGGUAACAUUGAGGACUUUGAAGUUGAAUCAGGAGACUCAAAGAUGUUUAUUAAACAGUUUGAUGAUACCGGUCAUGGUUCUGACGAUAAAAUUCCCAUGAACAAUAAACCCAAACCUAAAUGGUCACUUAAAUUAUUUAACAAACUCAAUGGUAAAGAUAAAAUUGAUGACAGCAUGUCUGUCAGUUCUAGGUCAUCCAAGAGUACCGACAGCAAACGUGGUAAAAAGAAUAAUAGAAAACCUAAAAAGGUUAUUUAUGACAGGAAAAGAGAAAAACAAAUGAGAGCUCUUAGGGAAAAGGCCCAAAUGAACGAUUUGCGUACUUCUGAUUCUGAAAUCAGCACAAGCGGUUCAGAGGAGUUGGAAGAAUCAGUUUCAACUAGUGAUUUAAACAAAAGGCCAAAGCCUGAACUCAAGCCUUCAAAGGCUCAAAAACCUGUUAAAACAAAUCCAAAACAAGUUAAAUCUCAAAAGAAUAAUCCGGUAAAGGGACAGAAACCCGUUAAAGGGCAAAAAUCUCCGGAUAAAUCAAGAUUUUCUGGUUAUAAAACUCCGAUACCUGAUUCAGUACUCACAAAUCUAUCCAAUCCCAAGCCUGUUAAACCUAGAGAUAAAACUCCUAGAAAAAACAUUCCUACAGAUAGACCAUCUGCUAACAGAUACAAUAAGAAACAAGCUGAGACUAAAAAAGGAAAAGGAGGUAUUUUUGGUAUGUUCAAGAAGAAAAAUCAAAAAGAAGUACACCCUGAACAUCAGAAUAAACAACCUGACCCAAAAGAACUUGAAAUGAUCAGCUUUCAAAAAUAUAAGAGAAUCGUCGAUACCAUUAAAUUCGUUCCAGUUAAACUAAGAAUUUGCUUGAACGAGAUGAUAAUAACAUUUGGAUUAACCAGCUUGAGUUUGAGGUGGAACCAUAUAACAGUUGAGAAGGCGGAUCAACUAUGUUUUGGUCAGUUUCCAUCAAUCCCUCAACAGCUUGAAAAUCAAUUAACAGUAGUUUACAACAAUGGAGAUCCAAUCAAGGUUAGAUUGAGAACGCAGUCACCAUUUCAAAGAAAUGUGCUAUUCCACUCUAUAAUAUUUAACAAAUUUAGAAGAAAUUACUCAAUUGAUCGUUGUGAUAGGGAGCUCAACACCUGCUUUUACGACGGAAUAAGAAGAGCAUACGUUAGAGUUUGCGCAGCAUACUAUGAGUCAAGUAAAAGAAAUGAAGAAAAGAACCAGAAUAAAUCUGGGAAAUCAACCUCAUUUUUAAAUGCAGAGAAUUAUUUAUUAAUGUAG
Theileria annulata is the source of this 3135-nucleotide messenger RNA. RefSeq lists its product as uncharacterized. The record is from RefSeq and is a predicted model, not a curated record. NCBI's taxonomy places the organism in Eukaryota, Apicomplexa, Aconoidasida, Piroplasmida, Theileriidae. The coding region runs from base 1 to 3135 and encodes 1044 amino acids. The transcript is spliced from 9 exons.